Molecule: messenger RNA, 1613 nt
Organism: Aplysia californica (California sea hare)
Lineage: Eukaryota; Metazoa; Mollusca; Gastropoda; Aplysiida; Aplysiidae
Product: small conductance calcium-activated potassium channel protein
Biological process (GO): potassium ion transmembrane transport
Cellular component (GO): neuronal cell body; neuron projection; plasma membrane
Molecular function (GO): calmodulin binding; small conductance calcium-activated potassium channel activity
Source: RefSeq, a predicted model, not a curated record
ACGCAGUCCAAUAUCCAGGAGCUGGUCAUCGAAAUGCACGGCAAUCAGUCUACUAUGGAGAAACGUGUGAAUAAAAUCGAGGAGAAACUAGCUCAACUACAGCUCAACCUUGACAGCCUCCCAGAGCUCAUCGCCAAAUCGGUGACGUCAGCCGCAGCCGCCAGCCGACCGGAAAAGACGGAGAUGCGCAUGCCCCUUGCCCGGCCCCUGUCGGACUUCACGGGUCUCCGGCGCACCACCAACCCGAGACAGAGGCGCCCAUUCCAGCAACAGUUCUCCCUGCGGGAGAUGCCUAUCUACGACCGUCACAGCCUCACGGGUCAGCCCAACAGAGAGGAGGUAGACCCGGACUUACAAGCCGCUGAUCCGGACUCUAUUGCAUGAACUAAAGGGAUUUAGCGCAAAACCCCCUGAUGGAAACCUACAGAUCCCCUCCCCCCACCUACCCCCUCCGUCUCCCCCGGACUCCCCUCGACUCCCCCCAACUCUCCUCUCCGUCCCUCACCCAACCUCCAAAGGUCAAGGUCUCGUGUAGGACGUAUAGAGGAGGAAGUAUCGUGGGGUUACUGAGGCCGCCAAAGGGAGUGAACUGCCUGGCGCAAAGAGAUUAUAUAUAUAUAUAUAUAUAUAUAUAUAUAUAUAUAUAUAUAUAUAGUAAUAGAGCUCUGGGCAAUGACGUCACCCAUGGAAAGGAGGAAGCGAUGCGUAUGCCCCCUCUGUUACGCAGAUCGUUGAGGACCAGAACAUUUUACUUUAGGUAGAUGAGUACUGUUUGAGACUGACGAAGAGACGUCUUGGUGAUCUUGAGAGGAGAUCUGCUGCAAGCUUGCACUGACUUGCUGGGGACAGGACGGUGUUUAACAUACUACAGCUCGGGGGGAGUCGAGGUAAUAUCUCAGCUUGUUCAUGGUAAUGCGGGUGAGGGGGGGGGAGGGAGUGGGCGAAGCGCCGGCCGUGGGGUUGAGGACAAAAAAGCCUCCAUGUCUGAUACGCGUGACGUCACUGCCAGGAGCUCUAGUGCUACAUCUAACACCUUCGGCCUCGCGUCACUGAGGUCCUGGGGAGAGAACUGCGAGACUGCCGCUUCUCCCACUCGUUCUGGGCGUUGCCCGUACGGCAUAAGCAACUAACUGUGACAUCAGAGCAGAAUAUGUAACAGAAAUACACACGGGUUUAUAGAGGUACACCCAACAGGCGCCAAACUCCCAAAUACCUGUCUAGUUGCGCUGUUGAGGCUGAGAGGUGAGCAGAGUAAGCCUGAUUCCCCGUUUGGACUUCUCUGUUGACAUCCACCACUUGGCGUUCAUAUGACAUGAUGCAGUUGCGAGCGCCGUAAAACCUUACUUAACUAAAACUAAACACUGUUUCGUCAAAACAAGAUGACGUCAUCUCGCCGCAGGUCGAAACUGUCCAAGACGGCCAGCUAGUGUGGAGGAGAAAAUAUGUUGUCUUAGACAGGUCGACCUUUUGGACAUGUCAUUAUAAGGUUGAAAAAUAUUCUGAGCGUUCAGUAGUGGGAAGUGACUGUUUGUGAAAGGAUUGUGAGGUAGCGUGGUGGAAUCAGGCUCUCGUCAAUUUUUGAGCUUAUAGAGUUAUUGGUAUCAUCUUAAAGC